GCGGGUUCAUAUCUUCGCGUGAGGAACAAAUAGAGGACGAGCAGAGUCUCAUUUGAGAGCCGACCAUUGAAUGGUGCAUCUCAGUUAGUGUAUGGGGAGAACAUAGAUCACAGCAAGCUUUAUUUCCCCAUAAUUCGGCUAAAGAAGCCUGAAAAUGGCGUUGUUGUGGGUUUUCGGUGUUUUCCUGAUGUUCUUGUUCAGAGCCAGUGCCCUGACAGCACCUACUAUUCUGGCUGACCCAGAUGAGGUGAGCAACCUGACCUCAGCAACCCUCACCUGCAACCUCACUGACCCUCCGUCAGCCAUCAAAGGUCACUAUUGGACCAAAAACGGGAAGGAGAUCGUGACGACCAGGGUGGAAUCUCAAGCCACGCACACAGAGUACAACUUGCCAAAAAUUGACCACAACAAUGGUGGCAAGUACGCCUGCGUCUUUAUUUCGACUGAGGAAUUCAGCAAAACCAUUGAAGUAAAAACUCCCCCCCACGUUUCGGCGUACAAGCACUCGGAGCACGGGAACGAGAAGGACGUCGGGAAGCUGACGUGUGUGAGCCACAGCUAUCCGCUGCCCAACGACUGGACCUGGUACCUCAUCAGCAACGGGGAGAAAACGCCCAUCGUCAACGGGACGGAAAAGUUUGAGAUCGAGAGCACUCCCGAGAAGACCAUCCUGCAAGUGUUCAACCUGGACAUGGAGAAGGACAUGGGCGACUAUAUGUGCUUCGGCCAGAACGAGUUCGGCAUGGCCUCGGACAAGAUCCACCUGCGUGUCAGGAGCCGCUUCGCCGCCCUCUGGCCCUUCCUCGGCAUCGUGGUGGAGGUCAUCAUCCUCAUCGCCAUCAUCUUCAUCUACGAGAAGAGGAGAAAGCCUGACGAGAUCACCGACGAUGACGACUCAGGCUCCGCCCCUCUGAAGAGCAAUUCCUCCACCAACCACAAAGAGAAAAAUGUCCGGCAGAGGAACUCCAAUUAAGUGGAGGAAGGAGAUGUCCUGAUGACUACUAUACACGACUUCGAAGUGAAACGCUGAGUUUCUGCGUAGCACGUGAUCUAGUGCGCCCCCGCAAUUUUAAAAUUCCUUUUUGUUUUAGAAUACCUGAAAAGAUGAGCUUUUUGUUUUUUGUUCCCCCCCCCCCCCCCCCCCCCCCUCUCUCUCAGAUUUUUACUUUUCUCAAUAUUAAUGUGCUGCCAUGGAAACGUGUUUGAAUUGGAAGUCUGUGUGAAGCAGCUCUGCAUGAUAGUGUUAGUGAAACCUGUGUGUUCAUAGUGAAGCCACUGUAGUAUAUAUCUGUGGCAGUGAUAUAUUGGUGGGUUUAUAUUUUUCCGUUCGCUUCCUCUCUGGUCCUUGGCAGUCGUAUAGCCGUCGACAGAUUUGCCUGCUUUGGUCUUUUGUGGCAGUCUAGCAGCAUGGAACUCGGCCAGAGUGUGAUGAAUCUACUCGACUUCAUGUUUGUCUGUAGCUGACGCAAUAACUUUCUUGUGGCUGUAGAACUGGGCUGUCCAACCCUGUUCCUGGAGAUCCACCGUCCUGUAGGUUUUAAUUUCAGACCUGACAAAGCCACACCUCAUUCAACAGCUAGAAAUCUCAUUGAGCUGCUAAUUGGUAGAAAAAAAACUGACAGGACGGUAGGGCUUCAGGAAUGGGGUCGGGCAGCCCUGCUGUAGAAGAACCAGUAUGGACUCUGACAAACCUCACCAGUGGCAGAAUUUUCUAUUUAAUGCCUUAUUUAACUUCACCUGAUAGCACGUAAAAAAAAAAGAACAAUCUUUAUUUCCUUUUUUGAUAUUAAAUGUAUAACUAACGUUUAAAAACAUAUAUAUACAACUCCUACAAAUUACACACAGCAGUGUUUGUAUGUUCUAACUGUACUAAUGUCGAGUCUAGGGUCGGACAGUUUAACUUGAUACCUGUGAUCACUGGAAUGUUUUCUAUUUUAGAGUUUCUAAGCUUGUUUUAAGGUGUGAGAUGUUGAUCUCGGAUGACGUUGCCUCUGUAUAUGAAUAUCUUCAGUGAGGUAACGUGUGAGGACCAAGGGGAGGGAGGGUGGAGAAUUGGGCACUUUACCUCUUUGCAAAACAGAUCAUUAAUAUGAAUUCAGACGCAAUGUAAUGCUUGUCGUAUUCCUGUAUAUUAAUUUCUGCUUGAAAGCCGAUGAAGGAAAUGUUAUUCUCUUGCCGACACUUUGGGAAAACUGUCACUCAUCUCUCCCCCCCCCACCCCUUUUUGUUUGUUUGUUUUCUUUGUUUUUGAGUAGGCAUUUCAGGGUCAUAAGCUACACCCACUUAGUAUUGUGACUGAAUGUUUGUUAUUUCUUUGAUUUUUCAUUUGAAACUACGUUGAAUCUUAAGACGCAAGAUAAGAAUAGGAAUAAAUAUAAAUUAUUUUUGCCUGACUUCACACGCCGAUAGCUUAAACACGGUCAGCUGUAAUGACUUGCACAGACUUAAUAAAGUUCUUUUGAUUUGA
This is a messenger RNA of Conger conger (European conger), 2467 nucleotides long. It is a transcript of the gene bsg, whose product is annotated as basigin. The transcript has 8 exons. NCBI's taxonomy places the organism in Eukaryota, Metazoa, Chordata, Actinopteri, Anguilliformes, Congridae. The record is from RefSeq and is a predicted model, not a curated record. The coding region runs from base 155 to 973 and encodes 272 amino acids.